Bipolaris oryzae ATCC 44560 is the source of this 1419-nucleotide messenger RNA. RefSeq lists its product as uncharacterized. Gene Ontology annotation, molecular function: transmembrane transporter activity. The coding region runs from base 1 to 1419 and encodes 472 amino acids. The record is from RefSeq and is a predicted model, not a curated record. The transcript has 4 exons. Gene Ontology annotation, biological process: transmembrane transport. Lineage: Eukaryota; Fungi; Ascomycota; Dothideomycetes; Pleosporales; Pleosporaceae.
AUGGGGCUUCUGAAUCUGCCUCAAUUCCGCUACCAUGGACCAUGGGUCCAAAUGUUGAUUGCUGGCCUGGGGGUUGGCUCUUCCGCCGGCAUUUACGUUGCUCUGAACUUGCUGGGUGCUGGGGGCGGAAAGCCCGACUCGGCCCAAGUUGUUCAGGUUGUCAACGCGACAUUGUGUGCAGUAUGGUUCUUCUCCUCUUCCUUCGGCGGCUCCAUCUUGAAUAAACUCGGGCCUGGCCUUACCAUGUGCAUCGGCGUUCAAACUUACGCUGUCUACGUCGGAUCGCUGUGGUACUACGAUGAGACUGGCAAGACCGGCUAUCCUUAUGCCGCUGGCCCCAUCAUUGGAAUUGGCGCGGGAAUGGUCUUCAUCACUGCCGGAUACGUUGCGACUGGGUAUCCGGAAGAGAGUGAGAAAGGAUCCUAUGCAACCAUUUUGAUGAACAUGCAGGCUCUUGGCUCUGUCAUCAGCAGUAUCAUUCCCGUGAUCAUCAAUCGAAACUCUGAGACUGUCGCUGGCGUUCCUCGGUCGGUAUAUAUUUCAUUCAUAACUAUCAUGGUCGUUGGUGGUUUGCUUUGCUUGCUAUUGCUUCGACCACACAGGCUCACAAGAGACGAUGGGUCAGUUGUAGCCGUUGACCGCCCAAGAGGGGCUUGGGAUGAGCUGAAAGCAAAUUUGCUCGCAUUCACGGACCCAAUUUUGGUCCUGAUGCUCCCCGCAUUUCUUCCGUCGGAAGGCUUUCUCGUGUACAGCGGGUCAGUGAAUGCGUUCAACAACAAUCUUCGCACUCGAUCUCUCCUGUCGUUCAUUGCUGUCGUCCUGCAAAUUCCCGCGGGAUGGGCCCUACAAUGGGUUCUUGACUACCCAGGCUGGGGCCGACGCAAAAGAGGACUGGUUGGGCUGACUGGUGUUUGUGUGCCUCUUGUUAUUGCGUGGGUAUGGGAAAUGAUCCGCACUCGCAAUUACGACCGCAACCAUCCUUCAAGUCACCCCACGGAUUGGGAAGACGCUAAAUUCGGUUGGGUCUUCGUCCUCUUCAUGCUCACUUGGGUCUUUUCCCAACUCUGGCACAACAUAGUAUACUACUGGAUUGGCGCAUUGACCAACUCACCGCAGAAGCUCACACACUACGUGGGCAUCUUCCGUGGCGUACUCGGCGCCGGUGAGGCCAUCUGCUUUGGCCUGGACAGCAUCAAGAUCCCAUUUAUUGCCGAGGCAGGAGGCAUAUUGCUUUUCUAUGUCAUGGGCAUCGCAAGCUUCUAUUACCUGGGCGUCUACCACAUGACGGACACGAAUUACGACAAAACUGAGGAGGGCGCUGUGAUUCCGAACCACAUUCUAGAAAGAGACGGCCUUGCGCCUGUGCAGGAGAUACGCGAGCGUACAAAGGACCCACUGCGUAGUGGUGACAAAGUUUGA